Messenger RNA from Scatophagus argus, 1682 nucleotides. RefSeq names its product RNA-binding Raly-like protein. Gene Ontology annotation, cellular component: nucleus. Gene Ontology annotation, molecular function: RNA binding. The record is from RefSeq and is a predicted model, not a curated record. The transcript has 11 exons. NCBI's taxonomy places the organism in Eukaryota, Metazoa, Chordata, Actinopteri, Scatophagidae. The coding region runs from base 509 to 1387 and encodes 292 amino acids.
UCAUCCGGACGGAGCUCGCCUCUUUCUUACAGGUGCUGCGUUACAUCUGUAUUUACAGGGACCCUCCUCUGACACCGUGGGAGACACCGGGUAGGAGUCUGACUGGACCCUGAUUGUGAGAGACUCGUAUAGGACUGAGAAGAAGAGAAGUCAAUGACAUUAGCGGAAAAGCUCCCAUCUAUCGCAGCCUUGGAUGCCUUCGCGUGUCGCUACAAGAGAAAAGCUCGGACUGAUUCAAAAACUCUGGCCAAUCCCGAGUCACAUGACUCAACCACCGGCAGCGAUCGAGAGCGCAAAAGGGACGUAGAGCCUCGGUAUAUACAAGCCUGCACAGCACCAGUACACCACCGCCAUACGCCCAAUUUCUUUUUAAUUGAAACCUUUUACUCCCGCUCGUGUUUCUCUGGUGUUGGAGACUGUACGUCUCCGGGGGCGCAAAAACAACAGUUUUGAUUUUCAUCUUUGAGGAUUUUGCUUUUCUAAUAGCAGGCAGUGCUGCAGGACUAGGAUGACUGGGAAGACCCAGACCAGCAACGUGACCAACAAGAAUGACCCGCGCUCCCUCAACUCCCGCGUCUUUAUCGGCAACCUCAACACGGCCGUGGUAACCAAGGCCGACAUCGAGGCCAUCUUUGCCAAGUACGGCAAGAUCGUGGGCUGCUCGGUGCACAAGGGCUACGCCUUCGUCCAGUACGCCAGUGAGAGGAACGCCAGGGCAGCCGUGGCCGGAGAGAACACCAGGGUCAUCGCCGGACAGUCACUAGAUAUUAACAUGGCGGGAGAGCCAAAACCAUACAGGCCUAAGAUGGGCUCCAAGAGGCCUCUCUCAUCCCUCUACAGUGGCUACGAGUUCGACUAUGACUACUACAGAGAUGAUUUCUACAGCAGACUCUUUGAGUACCACGGUCGUGUUGUGCCCCCAACCCGGGCUGUGAUCCCCAUCAAGCGUUCACGGCUAGUUGUCCCAUCCACACGAAGAGCCAAAUCCUCGUUUCCAGUCAGGGCCUGUUCUUCUUCCUCCUCCUCCUCCUCCUCUUCCUCCCGAGCGCUCAAUAUUGGCUCUUCCCUCGCAGCUCCUAAACUGAAGACAGACCAGCUCCUAACAAUCAAAAAGGAGCUGUCACAGAUUAAGACCAAGAUUGACUCACUGCUGGGAAGGCUGGAAAAGAUUGAGAGGCAACAUCGCUCUGACACCGAGAUGCAGAGGAAACAAGAGGAGGUGUGUGAGUGUCUCCAUAGUGAUGCAGCAGACCACUCUGGUGGAGAAGAAGCAGAGGCGACAGCUGAGGUGGAGGCGGGGGAGAUGACGGACGGCGGGGAAGACGACUUUGAAGAUGAAGGCACCAGCGACAUGAUAGAGAACCACAUAUCAGACAUUGACAACUGAGUAAGUUGGGGUAAAAUGAAGCCUACAGUACAAGAAGAUGGGAGAACAGAUACCAGCAAAACCUUCUGGAUCGAGAAGGUGUCUUUGAAAUUAAAGGAAAGCAACGAUGGGAGUAACUGACAGCAAAUGGAGAGUUUUUCAGACUUGUUUGUUGCUUGUUUGCCUCAUUAGAACAUGAUACUCCUGGUGUGUACUUCAUCAAAAUUCUGGUUAUGAAUAUUCUCCAGACUACUGCAAGGUCAACUGCAAAGCGUGAUCAAUGAAUUCCCUCUAAACUUGUUGCCUCUCUGAAAAA